UCCCUGACUAGCAAACUAUGACGCCGUGAUGACGUUACUGCGGCCGCUGACGGUACCGUCCAGCGUGUGACGGUAUAAGAGAGGUCCCCGAGCUGGUCACUACUUGUCACCUGACCGGUCAGACGAGCCAGCCUGUGUGUGUGUCGCGCGUGCCCGACCCGCAGAGUGACCACGGAGACGGCCAGGUGUCCACACAGAACUGCACUGUCCACCCUCUGUGUCUGCUUUCUACAACUUUCUUUUUUUAAACACAGAGAGAAGAACUCGAAGCACACCCAAACACCAUGAUGGACAGCACAAAGACAAUGAAACUUCUCUGUUUCGCAGUUCUAUUCCUCGCAGUCACAUCCGCUUUCCCGUUCUUUGGCCGGAGAAACCGCCCCCGCUCCCGUCUGUUCGGCAGCCGAUACCCGGCCCCGCGGUACAACUCUGAGCCCAAGCGGCCGCCCAGCCGUCCCUUCACGAUACCCGGGUUCGAGUCCGUCAGCAGAGGCGCCAACAGACGCAACAACAACUUCGGCCUUGACAUUGGUCUAGGGGGCCGGGCUCUAAUCGAUCCCAUCGCUAGUCUGUACGACACGCCGGGUGCCGGGGGAGGGGGUGGUCUAGAUCAGCUGGCCUUUGUGGACAGUACGGGCUCUGGUUUAGAUCUAGGAGGCGGGCUGUUCAACACUCCGGUACAGCUGCAGGAUCAGUUUAUGUCGACCGCCGCCAACAUGCCUUCUCAACAGUUAGGAUUUCUGGACCAACAAACUGGUCAGUUUCUGUCGGCCGCCAGCUCCCGGAAUAUCGGCAUGCUAGACAUGAACGCCGCGAACCAGCCCUUGGAUAUCCGGCAAUACGACAACCAGAUGCUGGGCGGGAAUCAGCUGACCCUUGAAGCCACGCAGGUCCCGAUGACCGUUGGUCAGAAUAAUCUCCAGAUUGGCCUUGGGAAUACUGACAACUUCGGUUCUGGCCUGGGCGGUCAGCUCGGGAUGACCAACAAUGGCAUCUCUCUGGGGGUGAACCAGCUGUCCCAGAAUCAGCUGACAUCGAACAACGGACAGCUGAGCCUCAACAACUUAGGUGGAAGCCAGCUAGGCGGCAUAGACACAUCACAGCUGGGUGUAAACGGCUUUGGGACCUCUGUAAACGGCUUAGGUACUUCUGUAAACGGCUUAGGUAAUUCUGUAAACGGCUUAGGUACUUCUGUAAACGGUCUAGGUACUUCUGUUAAUGGUUUAUCAACUUCUGUAAACGGCUUGGGAACCUCUGUAAACGGCUUAGGCACUUCUGUAAACGGCUUAGGCACCUCUGUAAAUGGCUUAGGAAACUCAAUGAACGGUCUAACAUCAAAUCAAGCUGGACUGGGCAAUUCACAACUCGUGGGUAUGAGCGGUGUCGGCGGGAACCAACUCACGGGUCUUGACGCGUCACAACUGUCUGUAAAUGGCUUAACCUCUACCCAAGUCGGUCUGGGAACAACGCAAAUGGGGAUGAACUCUCUAGGCGGAGGUCAGCUUGGUCUGGACUCAACCCAGAUGGGGUUUUCCGGCCAAAAUGGCGCUUUGGGGGGUUCCCAGAUUGGCAGCAACAACAUCCUGAUGGGGUCGAAACAGACGGGUCAACUUACGGGAGGUCAACUGGCCGGCAACCAGCUAGGCUCCACUCAACUGGAUUACACCGGCGGUCAGUUGGCGCUCACUAACGGGCAGAUGGCUCUCGGGAACGGACAGGCACAGGGCGGCAGGGCUCAGCUGGGGGCAACUCUCAACCAGAUGAACCAACUGGACCAGCUCGGAAUGGCGGGGGCUGCUUACCAGGACCAAAUGGCCGGCGUCCUGCCCACCCAGAUGACUUUGACCAACAACCAACAGUACCUGUCUCCCUCCGAAGCGACCCCAACGGUCGGGACUGCCAUGGCGACAGGCCUCAGUCAGUUGGGACAACAGACGAACGGGCAGAUGUUGGUGUCGACUAACCCAGGAGGGAAUACUGCAACCAGCCAAAUGCUGGGUGCUAACUCUCAAAUAAGCCCAGGGAUGAAUUUGGCGUCACAGGUCGGCAUGUCACAACUAACCACCGGACAAUUGACAUCCGGGCAAUUGUCACCCGGACAGUUGACAACCGGACAAUUGUCACCCGGACAAUUGACAACCGGGCAAUUGACAUCCGGACAAUUGAGCCAACAAGCUGGCAUGCAACUGACAGACCAAAUGGCGGGCUGAUGGAGGCCUGAAGACGUUGUUCCUUCUCACCAGCUGAGAUAUUCUGAGAACUUUCCAAAGUGUUGAGCAGAACAGUGGCGUGUCCAGGCCAAGAGAAAUCAGACCUAGGACCGCAGCAAGAAAGAUCUCUUUCUGAACACCAUGCCUAGGAGUUUUUUGAACGGUAUGCUAACGAGUUUUAAAGAUAUUCCUUCUGAACAUCAUGCCAAUGAGUUUUUAAAGAUUUUCUUUCGAGCGGCAUGAGGUUUUAAAGAUUUCCUUCCUUUCAUAAGGCAUGUGUAUGUGGUUUUAAAGGUUUUGUUUUGAACAUAAUGCUCAUGAGCUUUUAAAGAUUUCAUUUUUGAGCCCCAUGCCAAUACGUUUAAAAAGAUAUUCUUUCGAAUGACAUGCCAUGGAGGUUUAAAAGAUUGAUUUCCUUUCGAACGCAUGCCUGUGAGGUUUUUAAGAUUUACUUUUGAACAUCAGUCAAUGAGUUUUUGAUAGAUUUAAUUCUGAACGGCAUUCCUGUGAGCUUUUAAAUGAACCUUGCUUUCAAGAAAGAACACUGACUUUGCUGUUCCGAUUUGUUCACUGAACUUAGAAUUAGCUUUUAAAGCUGAAAAAUGUCUAAUAAUAGCACCUCUUGGAGAUAGGAAAGAGUAAAAAUACUAAAUCAACAUAUUAGAAAAGACAAGUGGUCACAUGACAGUUUGUAAUUGUUCUGUUUUCGAUGUUUUGGGUAUCUUAUACAAAUUUGAAACUUCUAUUUCAAAACUGUUGUCAUUUCAGUCUGACACUUUUCUGUUACAUUGUUUUUGUAACAGUUACAAUAUAGAUGUUUUUAUUAUAUAAGUAUUAUCAUUUCACGUUCAUACUAGCAUACUGUUUUUUGUUAUUAUUGUUCUUAUAAUCACUGAUACCAUCAGAGGACUCUUUCAUCCUUCAAAAUAUCCAAGUUGUUGGCCAACAGUUGUAACAGUUGUUAUUUUAAUGCUGUUUUAAAAAAAAAGUUAAGAAUGCAGCUUUUUACAGUAAAGAGGUUAGAAUGUUAAAGAAAACAACGUUACGUUUUACUUUAAUUGUUUUGGCAUUGUUAAAAAUAGUCAUUAAUGUGUCAAUGAUUGCCUUAAUAUUCUUGAAAAAGUACUGGGGCUAAUUGUUAGUCGCUCCUAGCGGAUUAAUUACUUUUCCUACAUACAAUUUGUCGGUGUUUAACAUUGUGUAACGGCGUUACUUUUACAUAAUAGCGUGACAUCGUGACACGCCGUUACAUCAUGUAUGCAGCGUCUGCAGUCUAUGGGGAAAGGUGGCUAUUAAUUAACAAAAUCUAUAAUCUCUGAUGUCUGUAUUGCGAUGAGCAAUUUCGCUACCUCAGAAUUACAAAGUUUCUUUCUGACAUUUUAAAAUGUUUUUAGUUACUGAGACCAUAAGCCCAGAAACCAGUAUGUUAGAUCUAUAUCUGCUCUGCCAAACUCAAAAGAUUAUUCAGAGUAGUUUAUCAAGGUAUUCAAAGAAUUACGUUCGAAUACGCUUGACAUUUUAUGAAACUCAAAAAUUUGACCACAAGUUGCUCAAAACUGGGUACUGAGCAGAAAAGACUUUGUUAUUCUAAGGUAGCGAGUAGGCGUACAGUACACAUUGAAGACAGCAAUGGCUUCUGUUUUU
Messenger RNA from Aplysia californica (California sea hare), 3854 nucleotides. RefSeq lists its product as uncharacterized. The coding region runs from base 285 to 2210 and encodes 641 amino acids. Lineage: Eukaryota; Metazoa; Mollusca; Gastropoda; Aplysiida; Aplysiidae. The record is from RefSeq and is a predicted model, not a curated record. The transcript has 4 exons.